Molecule: messenger RNA, 10550 nt
Organism: Myxocyprinus asiaticus (Chinese sucker)
Lineage: Eukaryota; Metazoa; Chordata; Actinopteri; Cypriniformes; Catostomidae
Product: serine/threonine-protein kinase TAO1-like
Exons: 20
Coding region: 520-3591 (1023 amino acids)
Biological process (GO): protein phosphorylation; execution phase of apoptosis
Molecular function (GO): protein kinase activity; ATP binding
Source: RefSeq, a predicted model, not a curated record
AAAAAAAAUCACAGCCACCACCACAACAUGAUCAUCACCCAGCUGCCCAAACUCACUGGAUCAAAAACAACAGCGUUCAACAUUUCACACCGAAUCUGAGGUGUGAUCUCGGUGUAUGUUCGGGUAGGGUGUUGUAACUCUGUUUUUAAGCCGUCAGGGAGUGGAUCUGUCUCGGACGCCAUCUUUAGCAGCAGCAGCCGCCCGGGAGGGUGAAGAUCUGCGGGGCCACCGUCAACCAACACCGGCCUGGAGGAGUUUCUACACCGAACACUCAUGCUUGACAGAGACCGAUAAAUUGUUUUGGGACUGAUUCGGGGUCGAUAGGUGUGUUUCUGUCUUCUGGGUUUGUUGUUGUGGUUGGAGGAGUUUUGCUCGGGCUGGCUGCUCAUUCUGGCCUGUUGGAAGGGUGUUGGUCCAUAUGAGGCCGCUGUCUUGCAGAUGAGCCAUCAGUGGGGGCUGUCACGUAGCAGACCCAGAUAGUGACUGGCGGCUGCUGCUCAGGCCCCGCCCCCUCCCAGCAUGCCUAACGCUGUUCGUGCGGGGAGUCUGAAGGACCCCGAGAUUGCUGAGCUCUUCUUUAAAGAGGACCCGGAAAAGCUCUUCUCAGACCUGAGGGAGAUCGGUCAUGGCAGCUUCGGCGCUGUAUACUUUGCACGGGAUGUGCGGACCUCAGAGGUGGUGGCCAUCAAGAAAAUGUCAUACAGUGGGAAACAGUCCAAUGAGAAAUGGCAAGAUAUAAUAAAGGAGGUGAAAUUCCUUCAGAGGAUAAAGCACCCAAACAGUAUAGAGUAUAAAGGAUGCUACCUGCGAGAGCACACAGCAUGGCUGGUUAUGGAGUACUGUCUGGGGUCCGCUUCAGAUCUCCUAGAGGUACACAAGAAACCUUUACAAGAGAUGGAGAUAGCAGCGAUUACUCAUGGUGCUUUGCUGGGGUUGGCGUACCUCCACUCCCACAACAUGAUUCACAGGGAUAUCAAGGCUGGAAACAUCCUGCUCACAGAGCCUGGACAGGUGAAGCUUGCAGACUUCGGUUCUGCUUCCAUUGCCUCUCCUGCCAAUUCUUUUGUGGGGACUCCUUAUUGGAUGGCACCAGAGGUGAUCCUGGCUAUGGAUGAGGGCCAGUAUGAUGGAAAGGUUGACAUCUGGUCUCUAGGAAUAACCUGUAUUGAAUUAGCUGAAAGGAAACCUCCGCUGUUUAACAUGAAUGCAAUGAGUGCCUUAUACCACAUUGCACAGAACGAGAGUCCAACCCUGCAGUUCAGUGAAUGGACGGACUACUUCAGAAACUUUGUGGACUCGUGCUUACAAAAGUUGCCCCAUGACAGGCCCAACUCUGAGGAACUGCUGAAGCAUGCAUUUGUCCAGCGCGAGCGGCCAGAGUCGGUGCUUAUUGACCUGAUCCAGCGCACCAAAGAUGCAGUGAGAGAGCUGGACAACCUGCAGUACCGCAAGAUGAAAAAGCUCCUGUUCCACGAGGCCCACAAUGGCCCUGCAAUAGAGGUUCCAGACGACGAGGAGGAGGUGGAGCACAGUGUUGGCCAUACAGGCACAGUGAACAGUGUGGGUAGUAAUCAGUCCAUCCCUAGUAUGUCCAUCAGUGCCAGCUCACAGAGCAGCUCAGUCAACAGUCUGCCUGACGCCACAGACGCCACUGACGACAACAAGAGCGAAGUGGAUCUCAUGGAGAAAGACCAAACCAUCAUACCUAACAGCUCCAUGAUUCAUGUCAAACCGGAGGAAGAAAGGUAUCCAGAAGACACAGAAGCUCAAAGACAGCCAUCAGAACCCCAGUCUCCCCCAGCACAGACACCGCGGCGUCAAUACCGGAACCGAGAGCACUUUGCCACCAUCCGCACAGCCUCCCUGGUUACUCGUCAGAUUCAGGAGCAUGAGCAGGACUCUGAGGUGCGAGAGCAGAUGUCUGGAUACAAACGUAUGCGCAGACAGCACCAGAAACACCUUCUGGCCCUGGAGAACAAGCUGAAGGGUGAGAUGGACGAGCACAGACUCAAACUGGACAAGGAAAUGGAGAACCAGAGGAACAGCUUUGCUGCAGAGAUGGACAAACUCAUUAAGAAGCACCAAGCAACCAUGGAUAAAGAUGCCAAGACUUUUACCAACGAUGAGAAGAAGUUCCUGCAGCACAUUCAGAGCCAGCAAAAGAAGGAGCUCAACAGCUUUGUGGAGUCUCAGAAACGCGAGUACAAACUGCGCAAAGAGCAACUCAAAGAGGAACUGAAUGAGAACCAGUCCACACCAAAGAAGGAGAAGCAGGAGUGGCUGUCCAAGCAGAAAGAGAACUUCCAGCACUUUCAGGCAGAGGAGGAGGCCAACCUUCUCCGCCGGCAGAGACAGUACCUGGAGCUCGAGUGCCGCAGGUUCAAACGACGUAUCCUCCUCGCACGUCACAAUGUGGAGCAAGAUCUUAUGAGAGAGGAGCUGAACAAGCGUCAGACGCAGAAGGAUCUGGAGCAUGCCAUGCUGCUUCGACACCACGAGUCCAUGCAGGAGCUGGAAUUCAGACACCUGAGCAACAUCCAGAAGAUGCGUGCAGAGCAAAUCCGCCUGCAGCACCAGACCGAGCUCACCAACCAGCUGGAGUACAACAAGCGCAGGGAGAGGGAGCUCAGACGCAAACACGUCAUGGAGGUCCGACAGCAGCCCAAGAGCCUCAAGUCCAAAGAGCUUCAGAUCAAGAAACAGUUUCAGGAUACUUGUAAGAUCCAGACCCGACAGUACAAAGCUCUGCGGAACCACCUGCUGGAGAGCACACCAAAACCUGACCACAAGACCAUGCUGAAGAGACUGAAGGAGGAACAGACAAGAAAACUAGCCAUCCUCGCCGAGCAGUACGACCACACCAUCAACAACAUGCUGUCCACACAGGCAUUGCGUCUGGAUGAGGCACAGGAGGCCGAGUGUCAGGUGCUACGAAUGCAGCUGCAGCAGGAGUUGGAGCUGUUGAAUGCAUAUCAGAGUAAGAUAAAGAUGCAGACGGAUGCACAGCAGGAGCGAGAGAGGAAGGAGCUGGAGCAGAGAGUGUCCCUAAGGAGAGCCCUGCUGGAGACCAAGAUUGAAGAGGAGAUGCUGACCUUGCAGAAUGAACGCACAGAGAGGAUCCGCAGCUUGCUGGAGCGUCAGGCCCGAGAGAUCGAGACCUUUGACUCUGAGAGCAUGCGCUUGGGCUUCAGCAACAUGGUGUUGGCUAAUAUCUCUCCUGAGGGCCUCAGCCACAGCUUUCCUGGGGCCCCGGGCAGCUGGAUCCCUCAUCAGCACCACUCCGAUAGCUCUCAGGGCGCACAAUGGGGCAGCAGCACUGGUUCAGGAUCCAUUCACCACUACAACUCCAGUCAGGGAGGAUCACAGGUGCAGCAAGGCUGGGGUCAAGCCAUCCCAGGAGGUGGACUUCCACCAUGGGGCCACUCCUCCUCAGGCCCUCCAGGGGCUAUGCCAAAAAGCAGCGUGGGGAUGCGUAACAGCCCCCAGGUGCUUAGGAGGACCACCUCAGGGGGGCGCACUGAGCAGGGCAUGAGUAGGAGCACCAGCAUCACAUCUCAGAUAUCCAACGGUUCACACCUGUCCUUUACAUAGACACCAGUGCGUUUGUGCCAACCCUGCACACACAAACAAACACACACAGGGUAGGAGAAUGCACUGGCCCAGACUAAAGAGUGGCACAGAGAGCAGAACUAACUGCACUUGUCUAUCUCUCCUCCCACUCUUCUUUUUUCUUCUCUCUAUCUCUUACUUCCCCUUUUCUCUCUUACUUGCAGAUAUUUAAACUAUAGUAAAUAUUGCUCAGGUCAAAAGGUAGUCUAACUUUGCAUGAAACUUUUUUGACAACCAUGCAGAGCUAGAGUCAAAAACACUAGUCUGAUCAUUCAAAGCUCACUUGAGGAGAUUUAUGUAGUGCUAAUAUUAUAGAUAUAAAUAUAAAAUAGAUGUUUAUUUAGCUUUAGUCCGCUUAAUGUGUGGAUUCAUAAACCAAACUGAUGGAAAAGUUGGCCAUAAUUUUCAAUAUUUGCAAAUAAAUGAAAUACUAGAUGUUUAUGUAAGAAUGCAAGGGAAAUGGAUAUCUAGACACAGUUACAAACACUCCUGAACUAUCAGCCUGCUGUCAUGCUCUAGGAAAAAGAACAGUUCAGGGUUUUAAAAAAGAAAGAAAUCAAGAUGACUUGUGUGCAGUGUAUGUAAUGUGGUCUGUGUUAGGAAGAGAGUCAGCCGAGUAAAUGUUUUUAAGUAUUUAAUGUAUUUAAUUUGUCAGAUUUUAAAUUUGGUUGAUUUAAUUGCAGUAAGGAUCUCAACCUUAGCCUACAUUUAAGCACUGUAUUUUCCCCCCAGAAUUUUCUAUCGACUCAAAAUAAAUUGUAUUCUGGUGGGUUUUUUUUUUUUUUUUUUUUGUGAAAAAAACAAACUUGACCUUAUAGACCUUUUGGUUACAUGUUUAUUGGGCCGUUAAAGAUCAAUGGGGUUGUGUUGCCCAAGCAGUGUGUCUUUUGCAGAGUUUAGCAAGCAAGCACUGAUCUGCUCAUAUCUGCAGCAUUCUUUGCUAUUUUUAGUCUGUACUUGAAUUAAAGGAAUAGUUCACCCAAAAAUGAACAUUCUCUCAUCAUAUACUCACCCUCAUGCCAUCCCAGGUGUGUAUGAAUUUUUCUUCUGCUGAACACAAACAAAUAUCUCAUUAGAAGAAUAUCUCAGUUCUGUAGGUCCUCACAAUGCAAGUGAAUGGUGGCCAGAAAUUUGAAGCACCAAAAAUUACAAAGGUAGCAUAAAAGUAAUCCAUACGACUCCAGUGGUUAAAUCUAUGUAAGGAGAUAUAAUAUUUUUAAUUAAUUUUUUACUAUAAAUCUUUCACUUUCAGAAUGUGAAAAGGGACUUAAAUAUUGUUCUGUUUCUCACCCACACUUAUCAUAAUACUUCUGAAGAUAUGGAUUAAACCACUGGAGUCAUAUGGAUUACUUUUAUGCUGCCUUUAUGUGCUUCUUGGACCUUCAAAGUUGGCCACCAUUCAUUUACAUUUACAUUUAUUCAUUUGGCAGACGCUUUUAUCCAAAGCGACUUACAAAAGAGGAAAACAUAAGUGAAUCAUCUUAAGGAGACAGUGGUAUGAAAAGUGCUGUAUUACAAAGUUUCACUAGCAUCAUAAUAGUAUUCAUGCAUUGUAUGGACCUACAGAGCUGAAAUAUUCUUCUAAAAAUCUUUGUGUGCAGCAGAAGAAAGAAAGUGAUACACAUCUGGAAUUGCAUGAGAGUGAGUAAAUGAUGAAUUUUCAUUUUUGGGUGAAAAAUUACUUUAAGCAACAUGGUUUUAGACAGGAAGUCUUUCUUUAUUCUUCUCAGCCUUUGAUAUUCAAUUUAUUUUAUUAUGUAAGCUAGAUUUCAUCUGGGUUGUGUGUCCAGACAUAUGAUAUAACAAAAAAGGCAGUAUAUUUUACGUAUAUAUUCUUUACAUAAAAUAUGUAAGGGUUAUAUGUUUUAGGUAAGCAGUGUCACUACAAAACUAAAGAGCUAAAGGAUGUCAGAUGUGUGUUCAGUGCCUUCAAUGUGUUAGUUUGAAUAUUUAGUAUAGAUAUGCCAAGAUAUGUUUUAAUGUACCUGAAGAAAAAAAAACAGUCCCACAUUUAGAUUUAUCUAAUAUGAAUCCCCUGUCACGACAGGAUGUAAAUAAUCAAAAAUAGAGACUGAUAUAUCAUACUAGAACAAGGAGAGUGUGUGCUUGCCUCCUACAUGCAUUUAGUGUGUGAUAUGCUUAUAUUUUCCCACAAUGUAAUACACUUAUGUUAAUAUACUUUUGAGGUGCCUUUUAAUAUCUGCAAAGCAGAAGCACUUUAUGUAGAGUGUCAUAUUUUGAGGGAUAUUUUUACAAAGGUUUAUAACUAUGGAAAUGACCGAUGCAGUGUGUGAUGGCGCUUGGUGAGUGACUGAGCUGGAGUUCUCCAGAAUAUUUGUUGUUCAGGGUUCAGUCUAUUAAAAGAGAUAAAUUCAAUUCAAAGUGCUUAAUUGGCAUGACAAAAUAGUUUUGUAUUGCCAAAGCAAUUACAUAGGAAAAAAAAAAGAACAAGAAUAACAGAAAAGGACUAGAACAUGAAAACAGUAAUAACUAUGACCCCGUUUCCACCUGGUCACUUAAAUGCAUGUACUGUAACCACUUGUUCGGAUUUGGAGGGGAGGGUUUCAUGAUGACUUAAUCACUAUGUCAGUGUGUUACUGCAUGGUAAUAAAGUGCAACAAAUUCAGAAAAGAAAACUCCCAGAUUCGGUUGAAAUUUAAUCCAAAUGCAACAUGUCAAGCAGAAUUAUCCGUUAUUUUAGUGGAUUACCUGUAUUAAAGGAGCUUCAGGUGUUCGUGCUCGUCAUCUGUGUUGAUAUCAGACAUGUAAGAAUAUCCGUGAAGCUCUCAUAAUUGUGUAUGCAUCCGCUUAUUUAAAUUUUCUGAUCGGAUGGUUAUUUCCUUUUAAAACCGCUCAUAAACGGCAAAGUUUAAACUCUUGUCUUAGCGCAACCGUUGAUUGACAGGUGAGGGGUGGUACUUCACUGCUGUCGGGAUGCAUACAGGACAGAUUAGCGUUUACACCUCAAAUGCGAUGUGGUCACGUGCGUUUUUGACCACAUUCGUAUGUGGUUUUUGUGAUCCGAUCACAAAACGUUUUAGACCAUGUUUAGAUCUGUAUUUAGGGCUGACCACGUGAUCGGAUCACCCGAAACACAUCUUAAUACCAGGUGGAAGUGGAGUCUAUAAAGAAAUAAAUAUAUAAUAAUAAACAAUACACUAUUAUUGCAACAUUAUCUAUGUGAUCUCUUUCAGGAAGAGGUAGAUAUGAAAGUGUAGACUUGUUUCGGGGUCAGUGGUUUUUGGGCCGUAUCUUUAUGAUUUCUCAAAGGAAAUCAAUGAAAUGCAGAACCUGUUUGAAUGUACUUUGUCCCCCAUCGGGUUUGAGUCAUGUUUCUUUGGCACUUUGGGACUGCUAAAACUGAAGGAGCUUAAACGACUUCCUCUUUUUCUUAAGGUCAUGACAGCAGGCUUUGUUAUGGGAUUCAAAACAGGCUCCUGUGGAGCAGACAAACACUUUUAUUUGGUACUAUGACCUCCACAUUAACGUUUUGGAAACACCUAAUCAUUCUUUAUUUCUAUUUUCCACAUACAAGAAAAUAGAAAAGUCAUCUAAAGUAUGAAAUAUCAUGUGGAUGUGAUGUGAUUUUUUUUUUUUUUUUUUGUGAAUUUGGUGAACAAAAAAUGCUAAAACAUCAAAAUCUUAUAUUUUUAAUUCAUCAAAAUAGCUACCCUUGCACAGUCUGGGCAAUAUUUUAACCAGCUUCAUGAGGUAUCCACCUGGGAUGCUCUUAAAAUAGCAUUGAACGAGUCAACAACACACUUUAGUCAAGUACCAAACUUUUUAAUGGAAGUGAAGGUUUAUGAAGUGCGGUAGAUGUAUUUUAAUAACUCAAUAGCUGCCCCAAAGAUUUAACAGCCAAAAGAUGUAAUUAUAUUAUAUAUUAUAGUUGGCUGGUUAAAGCGACUGAGAAGACCAAGCACAUUAGUGGAAUUUCCUCUUUAACUGACAGGGAAUCCUUUGAUCUCUUUAUCCCUGCUCUCUGUCUGUCCUCUGCGCCAACCGUACCACAGGUGUCAGUGCCCAGUGUUGAGAGGAUAUGAGCUGUGAUGCCGAUGCCCCUGCCUGCCCUCACUCUCCCCCACUGCUUUAUCUGCCUCUUUGCCAUCACUCCACGCCAAGCUCUGCCUGGAUCCAGCGUUUGAAAGGAUUGAUGCCUGAAUGCACUUUUUGGCGUGGGGGUAUUUUUUUCAAGCUAACUUUUCUUCCAAGUGAGUUUGUCUAGUUGGUUUUGCUUUACAACACUUUGACUCCAGGAAUCACAAACCAUUGACUUACGUUUUAACACUUCUGAGGGAGUAUGUUACCCCCCUUUUCCCUUGUGCAAUCAUUGGUGAAGACAAGUAUCUUCAGGUGGGACAUGUCUCUCCUGCUCCUUUAUGUUCCACUAUCCCAAAAGAGCUUGUGUGACUGCUGACCUAAACCCAUAUUAUCAAAUGGAUCCAGCUCUAAUGUGAAAGAGCAAGUAGAAAGUGUACCUAACUAAACUCUAGUUGUCUGGGGAGAGUGUUCAUAUUGUAUAUUUGAUUAAAAUAAAGAUUUAAAAUGCAUAGAAAUUAACAACAUUGAUGGCGGUUUUCCCUCCCAUCAAGAAACUGCAUAUAGAAAAAGUUUUAAAAGAAAAAUAUUUAGAAAUGUAACUAUUUACCUUGAGCUUUUAAAGGGAUAGUUCACCCAAAAAUGAAAAUUCUGUAAUGAGUGUCUCACUUUCAUGUUGUUCCAAACCCAUAUGAUUUACUUCUGUGGAAUACAAAAGAUGUUAGGCAGGAUGUUUGGGACUGAAAGCCUCAGUCAGCAUUCACUGUCAUUGCAUCUGUUUUCUAUACAGUAGCUCUUUUUCCACUAUCGGGCCAGUGCAAGCCAGGACUAUCAACUGGCCAGCUGGGGCCAAUAGCCUUGGACCUCGAGCCGCAAGAUCAAAAUCGAUCUACGUUCCCACCAUCGGGCCAGUAACCCCACAGUAUUGCUCUAAAACCCGCCCUUAAUAUGCUGCCCUGGUGCCAACGUCACACACCUCGCCCAUUUCACAAGCAAGAGGGAAGCUCAAGCUGAGGUUUCAUGCUAUCUAUAAUAUCGAGUUUAUAUCGAAUGUAAACAUUAGCUAGCUAGCACGAUAAAUGAGCAAUAACAACUCACCGACUGUAACUGCUAUGAUGUCCCGAGUGGUCUUUCCACCAACAGCGGGAUGAUGUCCCAGCACACCGUCUAUGAAAGUUCACCGACCCAUGGAAAGUAAUUUCUUUGGGCACCGCUUUGUCCAUUGUGCGUUUUAUUGGAUUUGUACUGUGAACGCAUUUUUUUUAAAUUAUUAUUAUUUUCCCGAACGUGUACCAUUGUGCGCUGGAUACAUAUCCUGGCAAGUUCGGCAAAACUUGGCCGUUGGCCCCAAGAAAGCCCAGAGGAAACACAAUGAAGCCCUGGAAGUGACUGUGGGAAUGCAAUUGGCCCUGGCACGAACUAGCACGCCACCAUUUGGUCCGAUAGUGGAAAUGCAGCUAAUGAAAAUGAAUGGUGACUGAGUCCAACAUUCUGCCAAGCAUCCCUUUUUUGUGUUCCAGAGACAAAGAGUGUCAGAUGGGUUUGGACGUGAGGGUGAGUAAAUGAUAAAAUAAUUUGAAUUUUUUGGUUAAUUAUGCCUUUAAGGGUUUUUUGGCUUGUGUACAAUGAGACUCACUCUGGGACCUCAGAGUUGAACUUCAGGGAGUAGUGCGUGUUUACAUGUCACCUCUGCACACUUUCUGUUUUCCAUUUGUAUUUGAACAUUUGUCUGUUGAUCACAGGAAAGCUUCUGCACAUGCCAUGGUCCACUGUAUUCUCAAACGCCUUUAUUCUGAACCCUACAUUCAUGUGAAUGUCAGAAGGUGCAGUAUCAUCCAGUGUAUGUGUAUAUAUAUAUAUAUAUAUGUAUAUAUAUAUAUAUAUAUAUAUAUAUAUCUAUCCUACCAUGACUUCAGUUUAAAGGCACAAAUGUGCAAAACAGAGCUGUUAAAGGAUACAGUCAAUUUUUUCUAUUUCAUUCCUCUCAUUGGUCUACAUUUUGAUAUCAAGGUAAACCUUUUGUUUUUAACCAAGAAACGAUCAGUUUAGUCCAAUUAUUAUGUUUUUUAAUCAUUGCUGUUGUUUAUAAGAAUACAUUUUGGGUGAGGGCUGUUUGAAUUAGGUUGGCAUUAAUCAUAAUUGUGAUAACCGUUUAUUUGUCAUCCCUGCCACCAAUAUAGAUUUAAACAUAUUUUUUAUCCUAGUUUUAAACUCUUGUCCUACUGACUGAAUUAGGGGAUAUGUAAGUAAUACUGAUAUAUGAGAAAUACUAGUUUGAAACGCAAAUGUUAUUUCUAAUGGAGGUUUAACCUCUUGUCAAACACUGUGCCAUCCCACAGCUGCCAAGCCCGGUCACUACUGCAUUGUCUCCUCUCCAGAGAAACCCCAUUGACAGGCUAUAAAGGAGUGGUGAUUAUUUUAGUUCUACUGGGCCUGAACACUCCUAUCGCCAACACUACAAACAAAUGAAAUGGGGAGCGAUAGAGAGGGGCUGGUCAAAGGGGAAGGGCUACAUUUCUGUAAGGAACAUAAGUAUUAAUUUGCUGUGUUCGAAAUUGCAUACUAACAUACAGCAUACUGAAUUCUUUUAAAAAAAAUAGUACUAGUAGUAUGAUAGUAUGCCAUUUCCAACACACCCAUUGUCUUCUGGCUCAGCAUCACCACUAUAACUCAUAUGUAACCUGUAUCAAAAUGUAUAGAUUGUGUAUCAUGUUACUGAAUGUCUAAAAAGAUUAUACAAAAAGUUUAAAAAUACAGAAUAAAUGGCUUGAAAUUGUAUUAAAGUAUUCCUGAAUCAGAGAAAACAAGCUAAGGAUAAAUUAACUUUUUUUCUGUAAUUACUAUUGUGUUGAUGGAGGAACACUGGUCAGAGGAUCCGCUGUAAUAAAAUUAAAUUUAGUACA